Molecule: messenger RNA, 744 nt
Organism: Brugia malayi
Lineage: Eukaryota; Metazoa; Nematoda; Chromadorea; Rhabditida; Onchocercidae
Product: 1810045K07Rik protein, putative
Exons: 8
Coding region: 1-744 (247 amino acids)
Biological process (GO): regulation of store-operated calcium entry
Cellular component (GO): endoplasmic reticulum membrane
Source: RefSeq, a predicted model, not a curated record
AUGUUGUGCUGGUCUAUAUUAUAUGUCAUGUUUUUGAUUGGUAUUGUUAAUUUAUGUGAGGGUUCGGGAAAAGUUCGUUUGGCCGAUGUCACAACGCUAACAUUAUAUCGAGAUAAGUAUACGACAGGAAGAAGGUCCUCUCCAAUCCCCCAAAUUCAAUGUGUCGGAGGAUCGGCGAAGGGAAAGUUUGAGCCCAGAGUUGUGCAGUGCUACAAUAGGGGUUAUGAUGGUAUCGAUGUUCAGUGGGAGUGUAAAGCCGAAAUGGGUGAUCAGUAUGAGUUUGGCGAAAUUCGCAUAUCUUGUGAAGGGUAUGAUUACGCAGAUGAUCCGUAUAUUUUGCGAGGUUCUUGUGGUUUGAAAUACAGUUUGGAAUAUAGUCAUGAAAGAGGAAACAAUUAUGGUAAAAACAACGUACCAAAUGCGCCACCUUAUGAAAAGGAUCAUGAAUUUGGUUCCUUAACGCUUCCGUCAGUAGCUAUUUUGCUUUUAUUCCUUUUCGUAGUCUACUAUAGUUGUCUGCAACCUGUUACUGAUGAUGACACAACACGUCGUAGUGUGAAGACAGUUUCUUUCGAGGUAGGAGACCAUAUGAACAAGAUGGUUUCCGGAGUUCUUCACAUAGUAGAUAUAGAAGUGAUUCGCCAGGACCUUCAACAAGUCGAACAACAUCAGGUUUUGGUAGUACGGAAAGAAGAUAGUGCUGCGCACACUUUGUGUAUUAUGUAUCCUUCAAUUGCCUUCUAG